CCCCGCGCAACCGCCGACAGAACGACGCGGCGAUCGCCGAGUGGACAUUUAAAUGACCGCGUUACAUUGAAGCUAAAUAAAUUGUUAUUUUUGUUUUUAAACAAAUACAACCUUUUAACAGUUUGCGACGAUGUGUGGUGCACGAUGGCAUGGAUAGUGUAAUAAGAGUACUGGACCACCAGAGGACAGUGCAGACAUCCAUUGCCUGGCUGUACUUCUAUGCUCCCGCGCCUUCAACAUUCACUGACCAGAGUGGUGAAGUAUGGUCAAAACGACGACGCAGUUGUGACCGAGACAAAGGACUUAUCCAAGGCAGAGAUUGUCCUCUCAGUUUCCCAAGUGGAGUCCCUUGCCACACUCACUCUGGAGGAGGUGCAGACGCAUCUGGUGGAAAUGCUGCACCUGCGUGUGCACAAGACGUCCCUGCGCGAGGCGGCAUUGCUGGAUGUGUACGUGUCGGCCUAUCGCUGGGCUCGUGAACACGGAUUCUCAUCGCAGCAGAUCCUCUACGUUGUCACCCUCUUGCACACUCUGCUGCAGAACAUAGAAGAGAGGCGAAUGAAGCUCGUGGAAAAUUUGAAGGCUUGUUCACUGCAGCUGGUGGGAGUUGGCUGUGAUGACUUGGCGUGUCUCAGCCUGGAGCAAGGAAAGCUCGUUCUCGGUUACCUAACCACCAGUCUUUUCCAGCACUACAGACUCUAUGAAUUUGUCUUCACACAGCCACAAGAUGUGGUUUUCAUUGACUCGCAAAUUGAGGUGGAGUUGUUGGAGAUCAACCAGAAACCCUUCCCACUCCCACUGGAAGAGGGCAUUGAUGCGGACAUAUACGAACGCUACAUGUGUCCCCGAGCUGAGUUAACGGAGAAUGCAGAGGAGCCCAUCGUGGCAGAGGAGCCCAUCGUGGAAGAGGCCGAGGAGGAAGAGAGAAUGGCUGACCCCCCCGCUGAUUACCCAAGCGGCGAUGACCCCCUCCGUGGUCACACAUUGGCAGAGGUCAGAACAACCCUGGAGGAGGUGGCCGCCGAGAUGAUCGGUGAACUUCAGGUGGCGGUGUCUGAAAAGUUGAGAGUGCAAGAGGAGACGUACAAGACCCGUUUGGACAAACUGCGUCAAGUAGAAAUGGCAUAAUGGCCCUCAUUAUUCAAUUAUUAUGAGCACAAUGUUUAAUGCAAAUUAUUUUUAGAAUGGUAUAUACAGUGACAAUAUAAAUGUUGCGUAAACAUUGUAAACAUUUUCAUUUUAAACAUUGGUGAAUGUUUUAUUUGACUGUAGAAAAUGUGUAUGUUUUAUAUUUAGUUUUUAUUUGAAAUAUUCUUAAGCAACUGCACUCUAUUUUCAUAAAAUAAUUUCUUAGGUCACCAUAAAACAUUGCUUUAUAACCCACUUCAAUCCCAUAAACACACUCCUGUAAGUUAAAAUGUAAUCACAGUGCAUGCAUAAAGAAGUAUAAUUAUGGUUUCGCAACGUCCUUUAACGAAAUUACGGCCUAUUGAGAAAUGUGUUUUCUCAUACGGCUGACCUAAGUGCCACAGUUACAAAUGAACGCCGGUACAGUGAUAGUCAUUCUAAUUGAGUCUCAUGUAAAGGUUAGUAAGUAAAAUAAAAACUGUGAUAAAAAUUGGUGUAAUAAAAGGAUGUUUUGUUGAUUACUGAAGUCAAAGGUAGUAUUCCACUUUUCACUAAUGGUGUGGCAAACACAUACACUUUAAUAGAACUGUGAUGGUAACCUCGACUAUGAUUAAUGUAUAGUGUUAGUUAUGCCAAAUGCUAGAGGAAUUGGUCUACACAUUACAGUACAGGUGAAAUGUGUUGCAUCAAUGGGCAUUGCAGGACAAUUUUUACGCGCUUUAAACCUAUAAUGU
Molecule: messenger RNA, 1862 nt
Organism: Lethenteron reissneri (Far Eastern brook lamprey)
Lineage: Eukaryota; Metazoa; Chordata; Hyperoartia; Petromyzontiformes; Petromyzontidae
Gene: CABCOCO1
Product: ciliary associated calcium binding coiled-coil 1
Source: RefSeq, a predicted model, not a curated record